AUGUCAUACGUUGCUAUUCCCGAGAAAAGGCACUUGGGAUGGUCAAUGCUCUUAAAAGAUUUUUCUGGUUCCCCACUCCAUCGCUUUAAGAAGCCAGGAUCCAAAAACUUCCAGAACAUCUUCCCCCCCUCGGCAACACUUCACCUUUCUAACAUCCGGGAUGGAGUUGGAGAGGAUGAUCUGCGCCUCCUGUUCUCUAACAGUGGAGGGACUGUCAAGGCCUUCAAGUUCUUCCAGGAUCGUAAGAUGGCCUUGAUCCAGAUGUCGUCAGUGGAGGAAGCCAUCCAGGCUCUGAUGGAUCUUCACAACUAUGACAUGGGAGGAAAUCACCAUCUGAAAGUUUCCUUUUCAAAAUCUACCAUCUAACCCUCACACAAAACUCCCAUCUCCUAAAAUAAUUAAUGCAGAUCUGUGAUGAGGGAAGAGGUCAAUACCAUUAGUCCUCUCUACAUUUUCUGUGAAUAGUUUUCACUCUAAGUAUUGCAGAAAAAAAAUAAAUCAAUCAAUUUCACAAAGUAAAUUUUCUUGACCAGUAGAAGCAGUACUUCCCUCAGUCAGCAGUUUUGAUGAAAUCAUCUUAAAGAGCAACUAAACUGGCUCUGUGCAGUGUUUCUGUUUACCAGCAGUUCUGUACAUGUGUUCUCCAGGUGGGACCUCAGUGUUGGUGUGGUUACAGGUGAAACAGACUUGAAGCCUGGUACAUGUUAAGAUACUCUCUAAGUUGUAGCUUUGGGGUUUUUUGUUUCAGUUCUAUCACUGCUAAGAGUGAGUUGCUGUUUUGAUUUAGUGUUGCGCUGUUCAGAGAUGACCUGUCAGUGAGGCAGUAGUCUCCUUUAAUUACUGAUCUGCCAUUUUUACUGUACACCUUGUUGCUUCUUAAACCACACGUGUUAUUUUUUUUUUUUGUUUUUUUUUUUUUUUGCUCGCAGGAAAAUCUCACUUCAUUUCAUGUUAGUAUUGUUGAUAAAGCCACUCACUAGUCUGACCCUUGUUGUCAGCCCUUAUGUGACUCGUCUGUUGUCUGACAAGGUCUCUCCUUCUGUUCAGUGUCUGUCAGGAUACAUUCAAAUAAAAGGAGUAGAUGGUGUAAUUAUAUUCAGUUUUAUACAACAACAGCUCAGCUUUAACUGUAGCUGCACUACACAAAACAAUUUUGAGGAGGUUGGUUUAAAGUGACUCAAAAACUAAAUAUGGGCAACAUCAACUCUCAGAAAUCUUCUAGAUAAUAGUAAAGUAUUUGCAGUGCUGUCAUUUUUUUCUUACCUGGUGCACUUUCCUAAUUAUAUUCUCAUAGCUGAACAAUCAUUUUGAAGAUGUUUGUAUCUGAGGCCUAUUUAAUUAACAUUGGUGAGUUCGUCGUAGCCUCUCUGUAUGAUGUUUCAAGGCUUGGUGGGAAUGAGUCAUCACUUGAAGCUGAAUAUGCCUGUUGAGCAUCACUGAAACGUCCUUUACAGCACAACAUGGAAUGUACACAUUGUAAUAAUACUGACCCAAAGGUUAAGUCGCCAAUGAAGAAUAGAGUCAACUGUCAUUUCCUGUUUAAAGCCCAUCCCAGUUGUUUGAAAAGCAGCUGUGAGUGGGUUCACUCACAUACAUGCAUGCCACUGCUGUCUGUUUAGACGAGGUUUCAACAUGUGAUUCUGGUCCUAGUCUCUGGUUUGGGGACAUCCACUGGGACCAAAGUACAUGUGCCUUUAGUCUGUGAUCUGAUUGUAGUCGUAUGUCUUUAAACAGAAUUAUUUUAUCGGUUAACUUUGUUGAUGUUGAAAUGAACCUCGUCUUCCCAGUGCUCUGUUUGUCUUACCAAGCGGAGAUGCACAGAAAACUGGGUCACUGUUUCAGCUGAGGUUUUCUCUGAUGUGGUUUUUAUUUUUCAUUCAUCUCUUGUUUUUACUUGCCACCACAAAGUUUAUUUUUGGACAGUUUUAAUCCUUUUCAGGAAUUGUUGUAAAUUUUCUACUUGAGUUCAGUUGUUUUGUGAUAAGAUUUCAGAUUAGCACAAAUUAAAUACGUCUUUUCUACCAAGAAGCCCAAGUUAAAUUGUGUGUUUGUGUGUUAAUGUUUGUUUGGACAGUUUCAGGCCUCUGCUCUCAUCUGUAUCUUCCCUGUAAUAAACUUCUCUUGCUCUGUUCA
This is a messenger RNA of Mugil cephalus (flathead mullet), 2133 nucleotides long. RefSeq names its product polypyrimidine tract-binding protein 2-like. Gene Ontology annotation, cellular component: nucleus. Bases 1 to 366 code for a protein of 121 amino acids. Gene Ontology annotation, molecular function: mRNA binding. NCBI's taxonomy places the organism in Eukaryota, Metazoa, Chordata, Actinopteri, Mugiliformes, Mugilidae. Gene Ontology annotation, biological process: regulation of RNA splicing. The transcript has 4 exons. The record is from RefSeq and is a predicted model, not a curated record.